GUGAGACAUGCCUGCGGUCCCCUCCCUUAAAGACAGCAGCAUCCUGGGCCCUGUGUGCCCGCACGCUGCCAGGCUACGCGUCACCAACGGCAAUGGGGACGCCAACGGAUCCUCCAAGGUCCAGGAAGGGCUGUUACAACUCCCAACCAAGGGGGGCGUCAGAGACAAGCUAGAGGUCGACGUGACUGGAACCAUCCAGGCGGUGGGGGAGAGGAAGUGGAUCCGUCCCGACCUUCCCAGCCGGUGCACCUGGAGACUGGGGGGCAACCACGCCGACUCCCCCCACACCCAUCCUCAACAGACCAAAGCUCCUAAAAUCCUCACCAACAUCCUCCGGAGGAUCGGUGACACCCCGCUGGUGCGCAUGAACAAGAUCCCCAAGACCUUCGGCCUCAAGUGUGAAGUCUUGGCCAAGUGUGAGUACUUCAACGCGGGCGGCAGUGUGAAGGAUAGGAUCAGUCUGCGUAUGGUGGAGGAUGCAGAGAGGGCUGGACAUCUGAAACCAGGAGACACCAUCAUAGAACCCACCUCAGGCAAUACAGGUAUCGGUCUGGCUCUGGCUGCAGCUGUGAAGGGUUACCGCUGUAUCAUUGUCAUGCCUGAGAAGAUGAGCAUGGAGAAGGUGGAUGUUUUGAGAGCCCUGGGCGCAGAGAUCGUCCGUACUCCCACCAGCGCUCGUUUCGAUUCGCCAGAGUCUCACGUGGGCGUGGCUUGGCGUCUGAAGAACGAGAUCCCCAACUCUCACAUCCUGGACCAGUACCGUAACCCUAGUAACCCCCUGGCCCACUAUGACACCACAGCGGAGGAGAUACUGGAGCAGUGUGAUGGGAAAGUGGACAUGCUGGUGGCAGGCGCUGGCACAGGCGGCACCAUCACUGGUAUUGCCCGCAAACUGAAGGAGAGGUGCCCAAACAUCCAGAUCAUCGGUGUGGACCCUGAAGGCUCCAUCCUGGCUGAACCAGAGGAGCUGAACAAGACAGACAAGACCCAGUACGAGGUGGAGGGCAUCGGAUACGACUUCAUCCCCACUGUACUGGACCGAUCAGUGGUGGAUAGCUGGUACAAGUCCAACGAUGAGGAGUCCUUCAACAUGUCCCGUAUGCUGGUCAGAGACGAGGGCUUGCUUUGUGGUGGCAGCUCGGGCACGGCCAUGGCAGCAGCGGUGAGGGUGGCCAAGGACCUGAAGGAGGGCCAGCGGUGUGUGGUCAUCCUGCCAGACUCCAUCCGCAACUACAUGACCAAGUUCCUGAGUGACAAGUGGAUGUUCCAGAAAGGCUUCCUGAAGGAGUCAGACAUCAUGGUAAACAAGCCCUGGUGGUGGAACCUGAAGCUGCAGGGGUUGAACCUCUCUGCCCCUCUGACCGUCCUGCCCACGGUCAGCUGUCAGAAGACCAUCAAGAUCCUGAAGGAGAACGGCUUUGACCAGGCCCCUGUAGUGGACGAGGCUGGGCUGGUCCUAGGAAUGGUUACUUUGGGGAACAUGCUGGCCUCUGUGCUGGCUGGGAAGAUCAAACCCUCAGACCCAGUCAACAAGGUGAUCUACACCCAGUUCAAACAGAUCCGUCUGACUGAUAACCUGGGGAAGCUCUCUCGUAUCCUGGAGACGGACCACUUUGCCCUGGUGGUACACGAACAGAUCCAAUACUUGACGGACGGCUCCCCCAGCCUGAAGCAGAUGGUGUUUGGUGUGGUGACGGCCAUCGACCUGCUCAACUUCGUCACGGCCAGGGAGAAGAGGGAGAGGUCCUUCUCUGAGUGCAGUGACCUGUGACCGUGUCCCCGUGACGGCUGGGUCAUGUGCGCACAAACACCUCGUGUACACACACACAUGGAACACGUUAAUUACACCUACAGCUCACAGCCAUACACAAACACACUGUGAUAUUAACGACAAUAUAUAAAGAAUGAGGUCGUAUGAACUUGAUUGGUGGACAAACUGUUGUUGCUGCUUUCUCAUGACAUGUGAGUCAUUUAGCAGAUGCUCUUAUCCAGAGCGACUUACAGAUAGUGAGGACAUACUGUUUCUCCCCAACUGGUCCCCGUGGGAAUCCAACCCACAACCCAUUUUCAUACUGUUUCUCCCCAACUGGUCCCCGUGGGAAUCCAACCCACAACCCAUUUUCAUACUGUUUCUUCCCAACUGGUCCCCCGUGGGAAUCCAACCCAUUUUCAUACUGUUUCUCCCCAACUGGUCCCCGUGGGAAUCCAACCCACAACCCAUUUUCAUAAUGUUUCUCCCCAACUGGUCUCCCGUGGGAAUCCAACCCACAACCCAUUUUCAUACUGUUUCUCCCCAACUGGUCCCCCGUGGGAAUCCAACCCACAACCCAUUUUCAUACUGUUCCCCCAACUGGUCCCCCGUGGGAAUCCAACCCACAACCCAUUUUCAUACUGUUCCCUCCCCAACUGGUCCCCGUGGGAAUCCAACCCACAACCCAUUUUCAUACUGCCCCCCCCCAACUGGUCCCCGUGGGAAUCCAACCCACAACCCAUUUUCAUACUGUUUCUCCCCAACUGGUCCCCCGUGGGAAUCCAACCCACAACCCAUUUUCAUACUGUUUCUCCCCAACUGGUCCCCGUGGGAAUCCAACCCACAACCAUUUUCAUACUGUUUCUCCCCAACUGGUCCCCGUGGGAAUCCAACCCACAACCCAUUUUCAUACUGUUCCCCCCAACUGGUCCGCCGUGGGAAUCCAACCCACAACCCAUUUUCAUACCGUCCCCCCCAACUGGUCCCCCGUGGGAAUCCAACCCACAACCCUAGCAUUACAAGUGCAAUGCAUUCAUAUGAAAGUCUUAAAUCUUUGCUAUAUUUUGCGAGCUUGAUCAUAGAAUGUAGACACUGCCUACAGAGGGAAUUGCCAUGUUACUUUGUAAUGUGUAUUUAAUUGAUCAGACUGUACCCCAUCCCAUGUACUGAAUCAAUAAUUGUGAAACCAAUCUUUACUGAAAAAAAAUGGUUUUAAUUGUGAAAACAUCAAUCAACGCAUUUCAACGCUAUGCAUAAUGACACAACCCUGCACAAUUACAACAGGUUUGGGAAACAGACCUGUAUGUUGAUGGUUUUAAUUGUGAAAGCAUCAAUCAACGCAUUUCAACGCUAUGCAUAAUGACACAACCCUGCACAAUUACAACAGGUUUGGGAAACAGACCUGUAUGUUGAUGUGUUUUUUAAAGGUUCAAUGCAUCUGUUUUUAUCUGGAUAUCAAAUCAUUUCUGGGUAACAAAUAAGUAUUUUACUGUGAUUGUAUUAAAUUAAAACAUGUAGUUUCUCUUAGCAAAGAGCAAUUUCUCAAGCAAGACUUUAGCUAGGACAGUUUGGGUGUGGUCUGAGUGGGGAGAGAAACUCAAAACUAGCUGUUAUUGGAAGAGAGGUAUGGAACAUUUUUCUGUUGGUCUAUUAAAAAAAAAUGUGAUGUCACAAUGGAAAGUCUAACCUCCCGCCCAUACAAACCUGCUGAUUAGAAGGCCCUGUGUAGAUUGCAUUUUCAACCAGCAACUAUCAGGAAAUAACACUGUCAGUUUCAUCAGCUGUAUGAUAUUAAACACAGGAAAAACAGAA
Messenger RNA from Oncorhynchus tshawytscha (Chinook salmon), 3562 nucleotides. Its product is annotated as cystathionine beta-synthase. The record is from RefSeq and is a predicted model, not a curated record. NCBI's taxonomy places the organism in Eukaryota, Metazoa, Chordata, Actinopteri, Salmoniformes, Salmonidae. Gene Ontology annotation, molecular function: cysteine synthase activity; cystathionine beta-synthase activity. Gene Ontology annotation, cellular component: cytoplasm.